CACACACACACACACACACAGACUUGGGCUUUACAUAAGAUACAUGAAGCACAGUAAUAUACAUAAGACAUACAAUAAAAAUACAUCAAAUGAGACGAGCUAUAUUGCAAGAGUUUAUUAAAGCAGUAUGUGCAAAAUACAUGGGCAAAAAGCAUACAAAAUAUGUUUAAUAAAAUAUCGUGACUCGUGUGCUAUGGCUGCAACGCAUGGUGCCAAAUGCAGUGAGGUAAGCUGGUUACCUGGUUUCCUGGUUGGAUGCAUUCAAAUGUUGGAAGCUCAGAGAACCACAGAAAGAGCUGAAAAAUAAGACGUGUGUUUGCUGUGGAGGCGAGCUGCUGUCCAUGGUGCUGAAAUGGACCAACACUACAACACUGACAACUUCAUCAUGUGCGCGUUGUGUCUGCAUCAUGAGGCUGCACAUGGUUUAUGAAAUGUGACUUACCUGAAUGACAAACUACUCAAAAGUAUCGCGAGAAUUGUUUGUUAAAUAUGUUAAAUAUGGCUGUAGCCCUCGUGCACUCCUGAACUUUGUGUGGCAAGUGUGUGCGUUGGAUGAAACACUGGUGUGUGUGUGUGUGUGUGUGUGUGUGUGUGUGUGUGCAGCCACAGUAAAGGCUGCUUGCAUGUGAUGAUGGUGAUGGUGAUGGUGAGGACCCCAUUCUCACAUGAGUAAGCGCGCCUCCGCAAAAAAAAAAAGAAAAAAAAGGGGGGGUUGGGGGGAGGAAGGAGGAAGAGGAGGGCUGCAUUCCCAUUGACUGACUGAGAGAGAGAGAGAGAGAGAGAGAGAGAGAGAGAGAGAGAGGCAGCACGGACUCCGCCUAUACCGCCCUAACAUCCAGCUCCAGUCCGACGACGGCACCACAGACCAGCCGUGUGAUCCAGGGGCCCCCUCAUCGCGACUCCCGGCGUGUGAAAAAUGGGCUCCCCGUGAAUCCGGGCGGUGGAGGGCAGAGGCGGGCAGGCGGGGGGUGGGGGGGAUCGACGACGAGAGCGUGGUGGGAGAAACACCCAGAGAGGACAAACAAAAGCACAACCGAGGGUGCCUGCAACCAUGAGCGGCUUGCACUAUUCGCCAGAGCUGCGGCUGCCGCUGCCGCUCUGCCCGCGGACCAUGUCGUGAGGUGCGGCUCGGAAACGAUCCGGGGAACCUGUCAGCCGAAACGACUCGCCGAGGAGGAGGAGGAGGAGGAGGAGGUGGUGGUGGUGGUGGUGGUGGAGGUGGAGGUGGGGUGGUGGUGGUGGAAAAGAUGUCCGCCUCGGUGGGGCCCCAGGGUGGCCCUCGCCCACCCACCGUGCCGCCAUCCAUGCCGGAUCUGCCGGACCUCAGCCAUCUCACCGAGGAGGAGAGGAAGAUCAUCAUGGCAGUGAUGGCUCGGCAAAAGGAGGAAGAGGAUAAAGAACAAGCCAUGCUAAAAACACUGCACCAGCAGUUUGAGAGCUACAAACAGGAGGUGCGUCGCAUCGGGGCGGAGACGCGGCGUCAACAGACCCAGCAGAAGGACGACGCGCCCACCUGUGGCAUCUGCCGCAAGACUAAGUUUGCCGACGGCUGUGGCCACCUCUGCUCCUACUGCCAGACCAAAUUCUGCGCUCGCUGUGGAGGGCGGGUCUCUCUGCGCUCCAACAAUGAGGACAAAGUGUGUCUCAUAGUGAAGGACAGGGUAAUGUGGGUAUGCAACCUGUGCCGUAAACAGCAGGAGAUUCUUACCAAAUCAGGAGAAUGGUUUUCGGGGUCAGGGGUGCGGCCUGGGAGCCUGGGCACCUCUGUGAACAACCCAGCCACUGGAGGUGAGGCCCAACGGGACAGGAAGCUACUCCGCUCCAGGUCCCAAGCCCCACCCUCCGGCACCAACACCAACGCAGGGCCACCGGACGGGACGCAGCCGCCCACUGGUGUCACUUCUGCCAAGGGUGCUGACACCAUGCCCGGCUCCCGCUCCCAAAGUGAACCACCUAGAGAAAAGAAAAGGCCAGUUUCCCUCCAUGAACAAAAUGGUAAAGGAGGAAUGGGGCGUGGUAGUGGCCGUAGACCUGGUGGGAAGUUGCCAUCUCAGUCAUCACUGGAUGAGCGAGUGGUUCCUGGGGACAGAGGUGAGAGACGCUUAGGAGACGGACGGAGGCUGGAGAAGAUCCAUUCUCAGGACUACGAGGAUGGGGAGGGGAACUUGGGUCGUCCAGAAACACACCGGAGACGCCCAGAGGAUGAGGAGCAGAGAGAGCGCCAGCGCCGCGAGGAGGAGUUCCAGAAUCGUUAUCGUAGUGAUCCCAACCUGGCACGAUACCCGGUAAAACCGCAGAAGGAGGAGCAGGAGAUGCGUAUGCAUGCUAAGGUGUCCAAGGUCCGCCACGAACGACGACACAGUGAUCUGGCUAUCAACGAGGUCGGACUGGGGCCUGAAGGAGGGGGUAGUGGAAGUGGAGGGGAGGUGCCUGAAAACCGUCUGGCCAGGAGGGGUGGAGGUGGUGAGGGAGAUCACAAGGCCCUCUUGGAGAACCACCGAGCCUACUCUGUGGAUAGGACCGUGGGGGGUGGAGGGGGAGCUCCACCUGCAGGAGGUGGAGUGAGAUCGGGACCCCAACCUGGGGGACCGGUGCCUCCAGACUGGGGCCCAAACAAAGGCCGCCUCGAGCUUGGUACAACACGGACACCAAGGGACAAGGGUGGGGAUAACCUGCUGAGGAAGGACUCUCAGAGCUCGGACCAGUCGGAGUCUUUGCGGCCGCCCCCUCCACGGUCAUACAAGAGCAAGCGCGGCGUCAACAAGAGGCAGAUGUCCAUCAGCAGCUCAGAGGAGGAAGGCGGCUCCACGCCCGAGUACACCAGCUGUGAGGACGUGGACAUGGAAAGCGUCAGCGAGAAAGGUGACUGGGACUGUCAUUCUCUAGAUCCUACAGUGUGGCAUCAUCCAGUUACAUGGCAGCCAUCCAAAGAGGGUGACCACCUAAUCGGACGCAUCACGCUAAGCAAGAGGUCGGCAAUGCCCCGCGAGGCUGGCUCCCUCCUCGGCCUAAAAGUGGUAGGAGGGAAGAUGACAGAGACAGGGAGACUUGGGGCCUUUAUCACCAAAGUCAAGAAAGGCAGCCUUGCAGAUGUUGUGGGACACCUACGAGCAGGUGACGAGGUGCUUCAGUGGAACGGGAAAUCGUUGCCCGGAGCAACAAAGAAAGAAGUGUACAACAUUAUCCUUGAAUCCAAGGCUGAACCUCAAGUGGAAAUAGUUGUUUCAAGACCUAUAGGAGACAUCCCAAGAAUCCCAGAGUCAUCCCAUCCUCCUCUAGAAUCUACGGGCUCCAGUUCCUUUGAGUCACAAAAGAUGGAUCGUCCCUCGAUAUCAGUGAUGUCCCCUACCAGCCCCGGGACCCUCCGAGACCUUCCUCUGGUACUGCCUGGACAGCUCUCUGUGAAGCUGUGGUACGACAAAGUGGGCCAUCAGUUGAUCGUCAACGUCCUUCAAGCCAUAGACCUGCCACCCCGACCAGACGGACGACCUCGUAACCCCUAUGUAAAGAUGUACUUCUUGCCUGAUAGGAGCGAUAAGAGUAAACGACGGACUAAAACAGUGAAGAAGAGCGCUGAGCCCAAGUGGAACCAGACCUUCUUAUAUUCCCACGUUCACCGACGGGACUUCAGAGAGCGCAUGCUGGAGAUCACAGUAUGGGACCAGCCCAGAGUCCAGGAGGAGGAGAGUGAAUUCCUGGGAGAGAUCCUGAUAGAGUUGGAGACGGCCCUGCUGGACGACAUUCCUCAUUGGUAUAAACUCCAAACACAUGACAUGUCCUCUAUACCUCUGCCCCAGCCCUCCCCGUACCUCCCACGCAGACACGUCCAUGGAGACAGCCCCAGCAAGAAACUACAGAGGUCUCAUCGCAUCAUUGAUACAGAGUUUGAUGAUGGUUUGAUGAUAGUGACUAAAGGUGCAGAGCGUAACUCCAGGGAGAGAGAGCGGGGCAGUACAUUGGCUGUGCCUGAGCAGCAGCGUCCCGUCCAGCACCGGUCACGUUCAGUGUCUCCUCACAGAGAGGACUCCUGCAGGGCUCGGUCACGGCCCGCACAUGUGCCCAUGCAAAGGAGUCUGGAUGAGAUCCACCAGAACCGCCACCACUCCCACUCCCCCUCCCGCUACCAUGACUCCCACUUAGAGCACCAACGCUCUGGGGACUCGGACUACGAGUACUCUGAGGACAGUGAGGUCCUGGAGAUGCACAGGUCUAUCCGAGGCGGGAGUGCUGAGUGCCUGCACACAAACAGCUCCACCCUCCCCGCAUGCCUAAAGAGCAAGCCGCCCCACAGACAGGAGGGGGGCAGCACCAUGCCUCGUAGCAUCCUUACACACCGUGUGCUCAGGUUCACUGAUGAGGUCACAGUUAGCGACCUGCAGCCGUCGUUGGACAGAGUGAGGAGUGCCAGCACCACUUGUCUGAGACCAGACACCAACUUUCACUCCCCUGAAAGAGACAGGUGCUCCAACUCUUUGCCCCGCAAGACUCUUCCCAGCCCCCGGAUCUUAGUAGAACAUGUGGGCCCUGAAGAAGACAGGCAGUGUAGCAAUUCAUCAAGUCCGAACUGUCAAAGGGGCAGCAAAAAAAGCCUGGAGGGGGACAGUCGUAUCCAGCCCACCUCUAUCCUGAGGGGCAGUAGGGGGAGAGGGGGCCCGCUGAGGCCCUUUGGCCAGACAGUCCUGGCUGGGUCCUGCCCAAACUCACCACGGCUAGACAGAGGACACCCUCACGGCAGCCCCUCCUCUCCAACGGGGACUCCCUCAUCAGGUCGCAGGGGCAGGCAGCUGCCUCAGCUCCCUGCAAAAAGCAGCAGUAUAGAGCAAGCCCUUGCAGUAGAGGAGCGAGCCCGACAGCUGCAGAUGAAAGUACAUUCCUACCGGCCUUCAGCCUCCCACGACCCUGAGACGGACCUCAAGACCAAACGGGAGAUGUACGCAGAAAAGAGGUGUAGCAGCGACAACAUGUCGGCCAGAUCGUCAGACAGUGAUAGUGCGUCGGCCCUCUCCCGUGCCAGCAGUGCCUCCCGCCUCAGUAGCACCAGCUACAUGUCUAUCCAAUCAGAACGACCUGGAGGACGACUCAGUCGGCAGAUGCGAUCGGUGGGCCGCAGCAUGCUGAAGAGCUCCAGCGUGAGCGGGGAGAUCUACACCCAGGAGCGCACCGACGGCAGCCAAUCAGACACGGCGCUGGGCACAGUGGGUGGCGGCAGCAAGAAGAGACGCUCCAGCCUCAGCGCGCGGGUGGUGGCCAUCGUUGGCAACCGCCGCAGCCGCAGCACUUCACAGAUCAGCGGCCCUGAGGGGAAGAGUAAGAAGGAGAAGGGUGCACCGAUCCAAAGGAGCACAGAAACUGGCAUGGCAGUCGAGCUGACCAGGAACAUGAGUCGCCAGCCCAGCAGAGAGUCCAACAACGGCAGCAUGAACAGCUACAACUCUGAGGGAAAUUUGAUCUUCUCUGGAGUCAAUCUGGGUGCCAGCAGUCAGUUCAGUGACUUCCUGGACGGCCUAGGACCGGCUCAGCUAGUGGGGAGACAAACACUGGCCACUCCAGCCAUAGGUGACAUCCAGAUUGGCAUGAUGGAGAAAAAGGGUCAGCUGGAGGUAGAAGUUAUCAGAGCACGAGGACUCGUACAAAAACCAGGAUCCAAAUCCCUCCCUGCUCCAUAUGUCAAGGUCUAUCUGCUGAAUAAUGGAGCGUACGUAGCCAAAAAGAAAACCAAGAUUGCACGGAAAACACUUGACCCACUGUACCAGCAAGCACUGCUAUUUGAGGAAAGCCCACAGGGUAAAGUCUUACAGGUGAUUGUAUGGGGCGAUUAUGGCCGCAUGGACCAUAAAAGCUUCAUGGGAGUUGCACAAAUCCUAUUGGAGGAACUGGACUUAUCAAGCACAGUCAUUGGUUGGUACAAGUUGUUCCCACCGUCCUCCUUGGUGGAUCCGACACUUGCCUCCUUAACGCGGCGGGCUUCCCAGUCGUCACUUGACAGCUCCUCCGGACCUCCCGGGGUCCGAUCCUAGUGGACCAACAGCUCUACACCGCUCGACGAGUAACAAACUCAUGAAACGUACUGUAGAGAGAAACAAACAAAAAACAAGAUGGCAGAAAUGUAGAACAACAACAAUCAGAAACAGUCAAAAUGAGAAAGCUUUGUUGAGAUCUGACAAUCACUCCUGUCGCGGUUAAUUUUGUCUGUUGUACGGAGCGCCACAUUUCAGUGUUUCAUAUCCUUUCAGAAAAUCUCAUCAUGUUUCUCUGUGUAUGCUGAAGAAGCAGGGCUGUCAAACAGACAACACGCAGUAGCUCUCAAGACGGGAGACAAAAAAUAAAAGAGUGUCAGAGAAUCAAAUGAAGCAGGGUGAUUUUUAACUGAAUCAACAAUAGCAAAGAAAUGUACGUAAGCAUCGGAAUGUAUGGACUCGAGACAGAGGUAAUCACCCUCCACACCUGCAGGGGGCGCAGUCCUUCCUGCAGUGGCCUCCUCCAGAACCCCAACAGACUGCCGGCACUCCUGCCCACAGGCAGGGUGCCCCCGUAUGGGUAUUCAGUCUGGAAGCACAGGGCCUUCUUCUGGUGCCUAGACCUUGGAGCCGCAUCACUGGUCCCUCUCUCUGUCGAAAAAUCCUCUUUUCAGUAUGUUUACCAUGGCUGCUCUGAGGCCACACUGUUUUAGCGUGUUUGCUUUGUCGUUCAUUUCUUUCCCUUUGUUACUACUGGCACAAAAUGUUUUUACAGUGCGUAAAAUGCUCAUGAUAAUGUUGUCAGUCUGGUGUGUGCAUGGAGAGAAAAACAAAACACAAGUGAUUAAAAAAAAAGGAUAUAAAAACUAUUAAAUGUCUGCAAGUGUUAUGCAGGGGGGGGGACUGGUGAUGAUGACACAGCUUAGAUUUUUACACUUGACAGUGAGAUUAGCGUGCAGCGUUGUUUUCCUUGUUCCACCGCUGGCAAACGUCCAGGCCAGUUGUCUUUGUAUAGAUGUAUAUUAGGCCUCCCAGGAGGUUGACCAAUAAAUAAAAUUUAUGUCACUUUGAAAUAUCACAAGGGUAAAAACAUCACUGUAAAAAAAAAAAAAAAAGUAACCGCAAAAGCAAGAUAGGACCUUCUAAUUUUUCACAUUUUUUGGGGAGUGCAGUCCCUCACCCCAGCACGUUUCUAUCCGACCCUUAGUUUACAUUCUUUUGAAAUUUAAACACAAGCACAAGAGCUUGAUUUUUUUACAACAAAAAGUUUAACUUUUUGAAAAAAACACGUAGUUGAAAAAAAGAAAAAAAGCAACAAUCCCGUCACAUUCAUUUCUCUGUCUAGUUGUUGAUAGACAAACAGAAAAAGAAGAAUCGCUCACAGUUUCCCUUGUGCAUCUCUGUGAAUGUGAAAGUAACCAAUCAGACUGAUCUGUCGGGACUCCAAAACCAAUGCUCAUCCUCCGUUCGGCCUGCAGUCUCCGCCCACUGGGGAAAAAAAGGCGGCGGCCAGCAUGACUUUGGAACCUGUUCCAAGCUGCAUGCACAUUUUUGUAAAACAAAACAGAUACAGGAAAAAAAGAUAACUGAUCUAGAUACGUGUGUUAGUUCCACAUACUGUAGGGCCGCUUGUAUGUUGCAUGCAGUUGUACAGUUUGCUCGUACUUGAAUAUUAAAGAGAUAAAACCAAGAAACCGAAGCCAUUCCCAUUACACAACGACAUCUGAACUCAACUGCAGUCAGUUCCACAUCCCCCCAGUCCGGUGCUGAAUGUCUCUCAAACUAAAUCCCAAGAUUACCUUGAUGUCUCUCCUCGACCCUCUGGAAGAUUACAGUACUGUACAGUGGUACUGAGCAGACCUCACAGCCCCUCUUACUGUUAUUCCACAUCAUAGUAUACCUCCAAGGGGCUGAGAUGAUGUAUGAAUAAAUAUGUACAAAUCAGAUCCGCUUAUAUGGAAAUAUGAAUUAUGUUUCAACAUAAUGAUUUCAGAUAUGCUAACACAUGAACUGUUAAGUUAUAUAAAGAAUAAAUACAGAUGCACAGAGAGUAAUACACUGUAAAUACUCAACAGCCAUUCACUGGGUUUUCAUUGGGUUCAGUGAUAUUUGCAAAGGGGCCAAGUCAUAUAACGAGGAGCGAUUAAUACGUCAUUAGGGACCAUGCAGUGGGACGACACAAGACGAUGGACUUGGGUCACAAACUGGCCGAACUUAAACAAACGGCCACAAAACUUACAGGUGUACCAUGAAGCCGUCAUCUGAACACUUCUUUGUGCUUCAAACCCAAUGUCCGAACCCCGGCCAUGUUCAGUCCCACUUCAGAAGAGUUGAUGACUUUUCUUUUCAUUGUCCGGUGAAGCUGGUUUUCCUUUUUCUUUUUUUCUUUCUUUUCUUUGUCAGUAUUAACAGGAAAAAAAAUGCUGAUUGUUUACAACUUCUGUGUUCCACUGAAACAAAAAGAAAAUUAGAAAAAAGUAAAGCAUUCACUGCAACAUUACUUGUUUGUAUAACAGAUGUGGCUCAAAUGAUGUGUAUGUUUUAUAUUUAAAAAAAAAAGUUCAUUUUUAUUAUUUACAAAUAAAAAGAAUGUGUGGAAGAA
Messenger RNA from Epinephelus fuscoguttatus (brown-marbled grouper), 8559 nucleotides. RefSeq names its product regulating synaptic membrane exocytosis 1b (gene rims1b). Lineage: Eukaryota; Metazoa; Chordata; Actinopteri; Perciformes; Serranidae. Gene Ontology annotation, biological process: calcium ion-regulated exocytosis of neurotransmitter; regulation of synaptic plasticity; regulation of membrane potential. Bases 1248 to 6017 code for a protein of 1589 amino acids. Gene Ontology annotation, cellular component: cytoskeleton of presynaptic active zone; presynaptic membrane. The record is from RefSeq and is a predicted model, not a curated record. Gene Ontology annotation, molecular function: small GTPase binding; transmembrane transporter binding. The transcript is spliced from 33 exons.